CCGGGACUGCAGCGCAUCUAGUGGACAAUCACGGUGCUGCAGGGAUUCAGCAGCUCCGGAAAGUUAAAGGAUCCGGAACCCGGAAGUCCCGAGAGUUAACAUGGCUUCGAAAGAACAGGUCGAGAGUUUAACCGAGGAGGUAAUUUGUCCCAUCUGCCUGGAUUUCUUCACCGAGCCGGUGUCACUGGAGUGUGGUCACUACUUCUGCCGCUCCUGUAUCACACGGUGUUUGGAAAGGGAGGUGCGAAACUCCUGCCCGGAAUGUAGAGAGGAGAUUGCAGACCGCACACUCAGGGUCAAUCGGGUUUUAGCAAAUCUGUCUGGAAAAGCUCGAAAACUAAAUCUGAAUCCGAAAGAGAAGGAAAGUAAACUUCACUGCGAGGAACAUGAGGAAGAACUGAAGCUGUUCUGUGAGACGGACAAGAAACUGAUCUGUCUGAUCUGUAGAGAUGCACUGGAACACAAGUCCCACAACUUCAUGCCGAUUAAAAAAGCCGUUAAAAUUUACAAGGAUUGGGUUAAUUCUUCCUUGGACUCUCUCACAAAAAAGAAAUCAGACUUACAGGAAAUGAAGCAGGAACAGAAAGAGAAGAUUGCUGGAGUUCGGGAACAGUCACAAAGCUUUCAGUCCCACAUCACAUCCCAGUUUGCUGAACUGCGCCGGAUUAUCACCGAGAAAGAGCAGAGCACACUCCGAGAUCUCAGGGAAGAAGAGGAGAGGAUUCUAAAUCUAAUGGAGAAAAAUCUUCAAGUAAUUCAAGAGAAUUUAAAUUCCAUCCAGGAGGAAAUCUCAAAGUUACAGGAACAGAUGGAUCAACAAGACAAUAUCAUAUUCCUCAUGGAGGAAGCUCGUCGGAAGAGGAGGAUAAGUGACGAUAGGCAGAUAUUGUCAGUUGCAGAUGGUGCCCUACUGGUUGAAAAAUUCAAUCAUCCCUAUUUGCUCGACAUAGCGUCGGAAGAAGCGAUUAUCAGCAUUAAACAAGUCUCUGUCACCCUGGAUGUCGAAACGGCGCAUCCGCGGCUCGAGGUGUCUGAGGAUCGGAAGAGUGUGAGACUGACCGGGACCCGGAGAGAUCUCCCUGACACCGGGAAGAGGUUCACAGACCGGGUUUGUGUGCUGGGAUUGGAGGGAUUCACAUCGGGGAGACAUUACUGGGAGGUGGAGGUGACGGGGAAUCGGCGCUGGAGUCUGGGAGUCGCCGCAGAGUCUGUGGAGAGGAAGAGACGGGUCCGACCGAGUCCGGAGACCGGAUUCUGGAUCAUCGCGCGGAUUGAUGAUGUGAUGUGGGUUCUCACCUCCCCUGAGUCCCGUCUCCCUGCUGGUCCCUUCCCCGGGAGGGUAGGAGUUUAUCUCCGUUACGAGUCCGGGACAGUUUCAUUUUACAACGCGGAGACCAAGUCCCAUCUCCACACCUUCACUGGGAAUAAAUUCAUGGGGAAACUUCAUCCUUUCUUCGGGACUUGGGAUGAAAACGAGUGGCUGAGAAUCUGCUCCGGUUCCGCUCCGGGUCUGUAAACGGGUCGGGUCCCGGGACCGGUGACAGGAGAAAGUCAGUGUAAAUAUAAAUGUGCAGAGAGUGAAAUAAACACGAU
This is a messenger RNA of Mobula hypostoma (lesser devil ray), 1593 nucleotides long. Its product is annotated as zinc-binding protein A33-like. Gene Ontology annotation, biological process: protein ubiquitination. The record is from RefSeq and is a predicted model, not a curated record. Bases 101 to 1516 code for a protein of 471 amino acids. NCBI's taxonomy places the organism in Eukaryota, Metazoa, Chordata, Chondrichthyes, Myliobatiformes, Myliobatidae. The transcript is spliced from 6 exons. Gene Ontology annotation, cellular component: cytoplasm. Gene Ontology annotation, molecular function: ubiquitin protein ligase activity; protein binding; zinc ion binding.